UUGGCUCUCUAUUUGUCGUUGUCUUGAAAUGUUGGAGCCAAUUUUGAGCAAGAUCGCUCAAGAUCUUUCCGAUGGUAGCUGCAUCCUACCUCCAUGCUUGUACAUGUACAUAAUGUAAUAUAUAUGUACACGUACAGUACAUGUACUGUACAUGUUCGUGUACAUGUACGUGCUGUAGCGGGCGCGCACGGCGCGCAUCUUCGUUCUCAAUAAUGAAGCAUUAUGUGAUGAUAGAGAAGCGCCUUCGACGCUUUUCGAUAUCUUGGGACAGAACAUACAUACAACAGCCGUCGCUGACUAGUGGCAUGCAGCUGAGUGGCAGCCAGCCAUUUUAAGCUACCCUGCUCCAAGUUUGCCCUCGAAAUUUCAAGACACCAAGGAGGCUAAAGAGACAUCGAGAGGAAUGAUAAUGCUGACAGCACAUCAGAGUGAAGCAAAAGGACUCACCAGCAGACAACAAAUCUCAGUCUGUGAUCCAGUUUCUUAAAAUCCAAGAUGGCAGCUCUCUGGAAUUGUGACUCACAGGCAAAAUUGUUGAAUUUUCAGGGAAACGGUGAAAGGAGUGACCCCCAGACAACACGUCUGAGUGAAACGGAGGAGGAAAUUUGCCAGCAGACAACAAAUUCCAAUACCCUGUCCACUGAGAUGACCAAGUCGGCCCAACAAGUUUGUGAACUGCCAAUGAAUGUGGUUAAAUUUGAGAAAGACAAGACAAGUAACACUGUGCCAAACUCACUUCAAGUUCAGGAAGCAGACAUUUCUGUGCGUGCACAGAGUCAUCACAGAGAGUCAAACAAUGAGCAAGGGAAGGCCCUCAAAACCAGUCGCACACAAGACAAACCUGAGAAAAUGCAGGGAAACUCUAAAGCUUUAAGUGUCUCAAAAAAAGGGAACAAAGGAGUCUUUGGUUGCCAGUUUUGCAACAGGUCCUUCUCCAAUUCAGGCCAUUGCAGAGAUCACGAAAGAACCCACACAGGGGAAAGACCAUUUGCUUGUCCAACUUGCGGCAGAGCUUUCGCAACCAAUAGCACUUUGACUGUGCACCAGAGGGUCCACACUGGCGAGAAACCAUACGUUUUUGAUACUUGCGGCAAAGCCUUCUCACAGAUUACUCCAAUAAGGAAACAAAAGUGUUGCGGAAAGGGAAUUGAAAGAAAUUUCGCCUGCCAGUUUUGCGAGAAGACUUUCUCAAACUCGGGUCACUUAAGAGAGCACGAGAGAAUCCACACAGGGGAGAAACCAUUUGUUUGUGGAACCUGCGGCAAGGGUUACACAAGUAAAAGCAAUUUGAAAGUUCACGAGAGGGUUCACAGUGGAGCGAAACCAUAUGUUUGUGAUAUUUGUGACAGAGCCUUCUCACAAAGAGGCAAUUUAAAGAAACACAUGGGUAGAUGUGUCUCCACAAAGAAAUGCACCUCUGAUGAGGAACUGUUCCAGCCAGUCAGUCAAACCAGACAGGAUGAGAAGACUGCUCAGAGUGAUGAGCCUGGCUCACCAGCAUCUCCUGCGAGCAGUCUUGACUCACAAGACACUGACUCAUCAAAUUCUCACAAAGACAAAUUUGGGGGCGGCAACCUCACGAUGCAUCAAAGUAAAAGGACAGCAGGCACAAACCCACCGAUGAAUGAUCAGAAUGCCCAAUCCAGUGACCGGCCGUUCAUUUGCGAAAUCUGCAACAAAUCUUUUAAAUUUGAUCGCAACCUCAAGGACCAUAAGAGAAUCCACUCUGAUAAGAGACCAUUCUUUUGUGACUAUUGCAAUAAAACGUUCAAGCUCAAAAGCUGCUUAACUGCCCACCGGAGGAUCCACACUGGAGAAAAGCUGUUCUCAUGUGACAUAUGCGAUGAAAAGUUUAUGUACUUAAAUAGGCUCCAAGUGCACCAGAUGUACCAUGAAAAUAGGCGGCCAUUUGCUUGCCAGUUUUGUAGCAAGGGCUUCACCACUAAGUCUCAUGUGAAAGAACAUGAGAGAAUCCAUACCGGGGAGAGGCCAUUUGUUUGCGAUAUUUGUAACAAUUCCUUUAAAACGAGGGGUGUUCUGAGGACACACAAGAUCAUACACUCGCAGACACGUAAAAUUUGCAAAGCAGCAAGUGUAAUGAAGAAAGGGAACCAAAGAGCUUUCGCGUGUCAAUUUUGUAAAAAGAGCAGCUCAAAUUCUGGCCACUUAAGAGAGCACGAAAGGACACAUACUGGAGAAAGACCUUUUGUUUGUGAAAUUUGUGGCAAAGCUUUCUCAGCUAAAUCCACGUUGACGUUGCAUAUAAAAGUCCACUCCCGGAAAAAAUUUCACUGUGGCAACUGUGGCCAAACAUUUGCAGGACAAGCUGAGUUCCGGGUUCAUCAGGUGAUCCAUGCCAAACCUAAACAAUAUGUUUGCAAAACUUGCAGCGAAGCUUUCCAGAGCAAGGACAAGUUGAAGGAACACUCAAAGCUCCACAAAACGUCUGAGAAAGGUUGCAAGGAGAAAAAAUACAUUUGUGAGACAUGCGGCAAAGCUUAUGGCAAGUAUAGCCAUUUGUGGGAGCAUCGCCAGACUCACACAGACAAGAAAUCACAUCUGUGUCACAUCUGCGGCGACGUCUUCAGGAAACCACACCAUUUGAAAAGACACCAGAUUGUCCACACAAAGGAGAAAGAGCACAUCUGUGAAAUUUGCGGCACAGGCUUUGGCCAUCGGCACACCCUCAAGUCUCACCAUCUUCAGGUUCACACGAACCACCGACCCUUCAAAUGUGGGACUUGUGGGAAAGGCUUUAUCAAGAGAUAUGCUCUAGUGUCCCAUCAGCGGGUCCAUACCGGAGAGAAACCAUACGUUUGUGGUGUUUGUGAUAGGGCCUUCUCACACAAUAUCACGUUAAGGAAACACAAAUGUGGAAGCUCGUGGAAAGAGUAGCAGGUUGUACAUGUAUAUAUACUGUACUCAAUACCACCCGACACUAGAAAAAAGUAAUGUAGACAUUUACAAUGUAUGGCCAAAACUUGAAAUUUCAGAGAUAAACACCAGCCUUGCGAGCCUGAUUUACUCUAGACAGACUUGCUUUCUUUGCUCCAUAAAUUGAUUAAUGGGAGAUUAUGAAGACUAAUAAUUUACAUUAAGAAAUGGCAUUUCACUUGCAGAGCCAACCAAUGUGAAUUCAAGUACAUGUACACCACGACAAAACAGUAGUGGAGGCAUGGCAAAAGAGAAAAGAAUUGGAACACACAGACUGUAAUGUACUCAUAAAAUGGCAGAUCAUUGAGUCAAGCAGUGGCGGUGGUGCAAAGUAACGAUUGUCGUGUCACUAUCACCAAAGCCGAACUGGGGCUUCAAUCUUUCUCCAAAAGAACACCACUAUCCAUUACCAUGUUCCAGUCACAGUU
Messenger RNA from Acanthaster planci (crown-of-thorns starfish), 3362 nucleotides. RefSeq lists its product as uncharacterized. Gene Ontology annotation, molecular function: DNA-binding transcription factor activity, RNA polymerase II-specific; RNA polymerase II cis-regulatory region sequence-specific DNA binding. Gene Ontology annotation, biological process: regulation of DNA-templated transcription. NCBI's taxonomy places the organism in Eukaryota, Metazoa, Echinodermata, Asteroidea, Valvatida, Acanthasteridae. The record is from RefSeq and is a predicted model, not a curated record.